Psilocybe cubensis is the source of this 1716-nucleotide messenger RNA. RefSeq lists its product as uncharacterized. The record is from RefSeq and is a predicted model, not a curated record. Lineage: Eukaryota; Fungi; Basidiomycota; Agaricomycetes; Agaricales; Agrocybaceae. The transcript has 6 exons. The coding region runs from base 1 to 1716 and encodes 571 amino acids.
AUGUCUGCAGUCACCAGUAAUUCUUCUGUGCCAUCUCUGUCUACUCCAGAUCACGACUCUGGAGACUCUUCUAUUCAACCAUCGAUAUCGACCAUCGAUAAUGCAAUCCAGCUUCCCCCGAGAUACUCUGUUAUAGCUAUCUCCUCACCUAUAGCAGCUAGUGGAAACUAUUCUAGGACCCUGAACGCGUUUACCAAUCCUCCUCGUUAUUCGACAGUAUUUUACUCUAGAGCACGACCACGUGCAGAUCGCGCUCGUGCUAGGCGCUCUCGACUAGGUCUUUCGGUAGAACAAGACCGCAAUGCGCUACCUAGUGCCUCAUCAGGUCUUCAGCUCCGCGAGUUUCACAUUACCACUAGCGCCAAAUCCAAACCAUGGACGAAUCUGAGAAUAUAUGGCCCUUCAAGUGGGAAUGGUCAGAAAGUCCUGCGAUUCAGUGGAAACGAUCUCAUAACAGGAUCAUUGGAUUUAAACCUUGAAACACCACAAACCAUCAACUCUAUAAAUCUUUCGUUACGCGGCCGGGUUAUCACUACCUCUUAUGAGGAUGGAGCAUGUACUUUUCUUGAUUUACCUAUAGUAUCCUGGAACCGCAAUAACGGAGACCCGCGCUCCCUGUUCUUACUUCCAGGAGAAACCCCAGCAUCUCUCGCUGCUCGAACGAAGAAAUUCGAUGGAAAGUUUGUGGGAAAAUACUCAUGGCCGUUCUCUUUCCCUUUCCCCGAGACCAUAAGCCUCCCGGGACAUCACGGACAACCAAAUAUACAGACCCCUACACCGCCAACUUUUCUAGAGCGCGGAACUCAAGGAAAUAUUGGUUACGAACUUGUAUUACGAAUAACACACGGUAUUUUACGAUCGGACUCUAAACUUCACGCGACUAUCAUCUACGUCCCUGACAUCAAGCCCACUCCCUCAUCCAUUCUUCGCCAACUUGCUUACUCGCAGCAAUUACAACUACCGGGUCCUGAUGUCGAUCCUGUAGGCUGGCAUUCGAUGCCACCUGUCACUGUUUCCGGGAGGCUUUCUGGCCGUAAAAGUGUCAAAUUCGACUGCACACUUUCCAUCACGAAUCCACAAGCAUAUACCCGCGGAACUAUUAUUCCUUGCCACGUUUCUAUCCGCUGUAAAGAUUUAGAGGACCUCGAUGUAUUCGCCCGCCCAGAGACCCUGUGCAUUCGCCUUGCCAGACGUGUACAAUACUACCACGACGGCGGUCAAUCAUUCCUAUCGCGCAAGCAGAAACAGGCACAGGUAUUAUCCGUCUCUGUGCGAGGAAAUGCGACAGAUGUACAGAAGGGUAUGCUGGUCGAUGUUGCAGAAGUAGAAAGAGCUGUUUGGUGGACAAGCUCAGACAAUGAAAGAGCGCAGAGUCAGCCUAUAAACGGCGUUUACUGCAGGGACUUGAACGGAGAGAUCCAUUUAAGCAAGGAACUCCAACCAUCUUGCUCCUUUUCCUUGUUCAAAGUUUCCUAUACAGUCGAAUUAAUUGCAUUCAAAUCGGCAUUAUUUCACCCCCAUGCUCUCAAGGCAACCUUCAACGAGAGUAACACCGAAGGCUCGGGUACUGUGGCCUCCCUUCCAGUCACGAUUGCCACAUUACAUGGAGAGGGCCCCAUUCCUAUUGCGGUCACCAAACCCAAGCCUCGCAAAGAAUGUGUCGACUUGAGAAAUACCACAGACUUUGCCGUCUUGGACAUGUAUCGCACACUCUAA